Marmota flaviventris (yellow-bellied marmot) is the source of this 2853-nucleotide messenger RNA. RefSeq names its product forkhead box C2 (gene Foxc2). Gene Ontology annotation, molecular function: DNA-binding transcription factor activity, RNA polymerase II-specific; RNA polymerase II cis-regulatory region sequence-specific DNA binding. The record is from RefSeq and is a predicted model, not a curated record. Gene Ontology annotation, biological process: regulation of transcription by RNA polymerase II; cell differentiation; anatomical structure morphogenesis. NCBI's taxonomy places the organism in Eukaryota, Metazoa, Chordata, Mammalia, Rodentia, Sciuridae.
UUUCCCAAUCCCUAAAAGGGACUUUGCCUCGUUUUCCGGGCUCCGCAGGGCAGCCACUCUGGACCCCGGCUCGCUGACCCUCAAGGCUGACGAUCUGCAGGGGGACUUGGAGACCUGCUUUCUCCCUCCUUGCGCGGACUGGGGGGAACAUUCCAGUGCACGCGAGGCGUCUCUGCUGCGACCAGCAGUCUGCCUGGCUGCCACCCGCCGGACCCCGAAAGCGCGCGGGCGAGCAGGGCCGGAGCUGUGGUCGCCCAGGGCGCGCCCUUCAGGAUGCUGACCCGCCCAGUCCGCUGAAAUCGAGCGCUCCUCUUCGGCUCGAGCGCCGGCGCCUCCUCCACCUCGCCGCUGAGGCUUCGCUCAGCCGGGGCAGUCCCCACCGAUUCUUUCCCUUCUCGCGCCUCGCUCUCACUCUCCAGGCCUUCCUCGCUCCCCUGGCCGCAGUCCGUGCGCGCAGGCGGUGGCGAGCGGUCUUGGACGCAGCAUGCAGGCGCGCUACUCGGUGUCCGACCCCAACGCCCUGGGAGUGGUGCCCUACUUGAGCGAGCAGAAUUACUACCGGGCAGCGGGCAGCUACGGCGGCAUGGCCAGCCCCAUGGGCGUCUACUCAGGCCACCCGGAGCAAUACGGCGCGGGCAUGGGCCGCUCGUACGCGCCCUACCACCACCACCAGCCCGCGGCGCCCAAGGACCUGGUAAAGCCGCCCUACAGCUACAUAGCUCUCAUAACCAUGGCGAUCCAGAAUGCGCCAGAGAAGAAGAUCACCCUGAACGGCAUCUACCAGUUCAUCAUGGACCGUUUCCCCUUCUACAGAGAGAAUAAGCAGGGCUGGCAGAACAGUAUCCGCCACAACCUUUCGCUCAAUGAGUGCUUCGUCAAGGUGCCUCGCGACGACAAGAAACCUGGCAAGGGCAGCUACUGGACGCUGGACCCUGACUCCUACAAUAUGUUCGAGAACGGCAGUUUCCUGAGGCGCCGGCGGCGCUUCAAAAAGAAGGACGUGCCCAAGGAGAAGGAGGAGCGGGCCCACCUCAAGGAGCCGCCCCCGGCAUCCUCCAAGGGCGCCCCGGCUGGGCCCCCCCUAGCGGACGCCCCCAAGGAGGCCGAGAAGAAAGUGGUGAUCAAGAGCGAGGCUGCAUCGCCUGCGCUGCCGGUCAUCACCAAGGUGGAGACGCUGAGCCCCGAGAGCGCGCUGCAGGGCAGCCCACGCAGCGCGGCCUCCACCCCGGCGGGCUCUCCGGACGGCUCGCUGCCAGAGCAUCACGCACCGGCGCCCAACGGGCUGCCCGGCUUUAGCGUGGAGAACAUCAUGACGCUGCGAACGUCGCCGCCGGGCGGCGAACUGAGCCCCGCGGCCGGGCGCGCUGGCCUGGUGGUGCCCCCGCUGGCGCUGCCCUACGCUGCUGCGCCGCCGGCAGCCUACGGUCAGCCGUGCGCUCAGGGUCUGGAGGCGGGGGGCGCGGGGGGCUACCAGUGCAGCAUGCGCGCCAUGAGCCUGUACACCGGGGCCGAGCGGCCGGCGCACAUGUGCGUCCCGCCCGCCCUGGACGAGACCCUCUCGGACCACCCGAGUGGCCCCGCAUCACCGCUGAGCGCCCUCAACCUCGCUGCCGGCCAGGAGGGCGCGCUCGCUGCCGCGGGCCACCACCACCAGCAUCACGGCCACCACCACCCACAGGCGCCGCAGCCCCCGCCUGUUCCGCAGCCCCAGCCCGCGCCGCAGCCCGGGUCGGCCGCGGCCCCGGCGGCUUCCUGGUAUCUCAACCACAGCGGGGACCUAAACCACCUCUCUGGCCACACAUUCGCGGCCCAGCAGCAGACUUUCCCCAACGUCCGGGAGAUGUUCAACUCUCACCGGCUGGGAAUUGAAAACUCGACCCUCGGGGAGUCCCAGGUGAGCAAUGCGAGCUGUCAGCUGCCCUACAGAGCCACGCCGUCCCUCUACCGCCACGCAACCCCCUAUUCCUACGACUGCACAAAAUACUGAAGCGCCCCAGCCCUUCCCUGCUCUGGGCCUCGCCUCCAGACGCGACCCUCUCAGACUUCGAAGGCUGCAGACAGUGACGCACAAAGAAACAAAUCAUGCCCACCGACUCUUUCUCAGACCCGGGAGCAGAGAGCUCGUGCGCCCGCCUCCAGCCGUCUGCGAAGCGUCUAUGAAGCGUGCAGGUAACUUUAGUCCGCCGCCCCGUUUUUGAGAUCCCAGGAAGUCCCUCUAAAGGGACGCAGCCCAGCGAGAUGAAUACCGAUUUUUAAAAUCCCCUUCCCCUACCAGGACGCUGUGCUUUUCUCUACUUGGGGUUUCAAAGAUCUAAAUUAUGGACCAAAUACCAUAGCGACCAUUAAUGACUUUCUGUAGAAACCCCCACAGGUGUAUGGGAGUCUCUAUAGAUAAUGUAUGUGCUGUGUGUAAUUUUAAAUUUCUCUAACCGUGCUGUACAAAUGUGUGGAUUUGUAACCAGGCUAUGUUGUUGUUCAGAGCCAUUAAUAUAAUAUUUAAAGUUGAGUUCACUGGAUAAUUUUUCAUCUUGCCCAACCAUCUCUACCAAUUGAAUUUAAGAAAUCUCUGUGGGGGUUUUCUUGUACAAUUAUGAAAUACAAUUCUUUACCCCAUUGUAGGUCUUUUACAAAACAAGAAAAUAAUUUAUUAUAAUUUUUUUUUUGGUCAGUGGAUAAAGAAGUCAAGUAUCUGAUACUUUUUAUUUACAAAGUGUGAUGGUUUUGUAUAGUAGAUUCCACCCUCAGUAUUCCUACAAGAAAAAAAAAACUUUAAAAAUUUUAACUUCAUCUGUGUUUGUCUUAUGUGGUCUUAAUUGUUGUAUUUACCUAAAAUAAACCCAUGUCGUUUUUUUG